ACGUGAUGCGUGUACAUACUCCCACAUCCUACUUGACAGCUCCAUAACAUUGCGCUCGCCGGAGCGGGUCUCACCUGGCUGCCCUCUGACCGGAGUUCACUCGUUUUUUUUUUCUUCUUCUCUUGGAUGAGAGGAAAGAUGGCUUCUCAGGAGACUUUUAACGAUUUGGGAUGCAGUUCGUCCGAAGAGGACAGUAAUCGUGCGGAUUUGACAGAAGGGACGGCGGAGGAGAAGACGGCUCCGGUGGUGGUGGUGCGUCGGCAUCAUCCAUUCAGCGUGGAGGCGCUCAUGUCCGGGAGGAAGACGGACAGCCGUGCCGGAGAGUCCACCUGCUGUAAACCGGAGGCAGUGUCCCCUAUAGGUUUAAACUCUCUGUAUCUGUGUCGGGAUACGUGCAGUCUUCCCGGAGGGAGCCGAAAGAGUUUAGCGGCUGCGCCUUCAUCGCCGGUGAAAUCCGAGGCGUCAGAGUCAGAGGACUGCGCACCCUGGGUCACCAGCAGCUUCUCCACGCAGAAUCGUCAUGUCAGUCCUGCCUGUCCAUUGAGGAAACACAAGACCAACCGAAAGCCCCGCACUCCCUUCACCACGUCUCAGCUCCUGGCCCUGGAGAGGAAGUUCAGGCAGAAGCAGUACCUGUCCAUCGCAGAGCGAGCCGAGUUCUCCUCCUCUUUGACCCUGACAGAGACCCAGGUGAAGAUCUGGUUCCAGAACCGCCGGGCAAAAGCCAAGAGGCUCCAGGAGGCAGAGCUAGAGAAACUCAAGAUGGCUGCUGAUGCCAAGACGGCGGCGGUGGCGGCAGCCGCAACUGGAGGUUUACACCCCGGCUUUUUGUCACUGGGUGCCAUGUCACUGUAUGGACAGACGUACUCUGCCUAUCACCACCACCACAGACCCAUACUGCCCAUUUCACCUUUAGGACUGUACGCUGCUCCUCUGGGCUACAGCAUGUACCACUUAUCAUAAAAAUGGAACUAUCACUGACUUGACAAGGAUUCCCAAAAAUGGACACAGAGGACAUUUUUAAAAUCAAUGUUUAUAAUAUAUCUACUGCACAAGGAGUGUUUGAACUUUAUGAGCACUUCAAGUCGAAUUAAAAAUCUAUUUUAUUCCCACAGGAAGGAUAAAAAAACCCAACUUACAUAUCCUUUUGCCCCUUUGGACUGCCGGUUUACAUGUGACGAGGGGCGUUUACUGUCCAGAUGUUUAUACUUGUUUACUUUGGCAAUAAUUGAGCUGGGUGAGGACUUGCACUGGGUACAAUCAUAUGAAUAAUCACAUAAGCCUUUCUCUUCAUUCAAUACAGUGCCUUGUGUUGGGCCUUAAAAUCAAGAUGCUUUGUUGACGUGUGUGGAUGAUGAGUGUCUCAGUAACUCAGGCCAAAUAAAACAUAUCACUGAAGCAGAACGCUCUGUCGAACGAGACAAGAUCAGGUUUGUGUGCUCUUCGAGACAGCCAACUCCCCCCUUUAAACGAUCCGUCACUAUGAAAACACUUGUAACUUUUCAUCUUUUAUCUCUCAUAGCACUCCCUCAUUGCCUUAUCAUGCAUCUAUAGAGCGUAGACAUAUUUAUUCUCAGUGCUGGAAAUGUUUAAAUGCCUUAUGUCGUGUAUUUAUGACAGGUUGUGAGGACAAUGGUACUAAAGUUCUGACCAAAAGUGUAUUUAUAUUGUUCUUCUUGAAUGUCCCUUUGAAAGGGCCUACAUCGUGCUAUGCAGUUUAUGUUUUUAUCAUUCGAAUGAACAAAAAAAUAUAUACUUUUCAGACUUUUUCCUUUAAAAUGACAUUUAAUUUUACGUGUAAAAUAAAAAUAAAGUAGCAAUAUGUAA
Larimichthys crocea (large yellow croaker) is the source of this 1827-nucleotide messenger RNA. It is a transcript of the gene msx2b, whose product is annotated as muscle segment homeobox 2b. The transcript is spliced from 2 exons. Gene Ontology annotation, cellular component: nucleus. The coding region runs from base 127 to 963 and encodes 278 amino acids. Gene Ontology annotation, molecular function: RNA polymerase II transcription regulatory region sequence-specific DNA binding; DNA-binding transcription factor activity, RNA polymerase II-specific. NCBI's taxonomy places the organism in Eukaryota, Metazoa, Chordata, Actinopteri, Sciaenidae. The record is from RefSeq and is a predicted model, not a curated record. Gene Ontology annotation, biological process: embryonic morphogenesis; regulation of transcription by RNA polymerase II.